Molecule: messenger RNA, 17519 nt
Organism: Cinara cedri
Lineage: Eukaryota; Metazoa; Arthropoda; Insecta; Hemiptera; Aphididae
Source: the annotation of a GenBank genome assembly
GUAUUAUCUAGGUUCGAUCAUCGUAUUUGUUAAUACGGCAUAUGCAUUAGGCUUUCAAACUUCAAAGUAAGAACAGAAUUAAUUUAUUCUGUGGUAAUAAUACGCAGCUAACUGUGAUCAUCACUUAAUCUACGAACAGCCCACGCCACCGUGAGGUAUCCGAAAUUAAGUGGCAAGUGGAAUCAAUUGCGUCACUCUACUACCGAAUCAACCUUGUGUCUAAACACCUUUAUCAGGGUAAGCUUUUCAAUCUUUGUUUUGUUUUGUUUUUUGUUUUUAUUAACGAACUACUUGUUAGUUGUCAGUGUGUGUUUAUAAUUGACGGAAUUUGCUGCGACUGGUUCAGUUUAUUUGCAAGGUAAAACGUCAUUGCGCUUGCGAUGAAGACAUACGUGACCUUUACUUUGAACUACCACAACCUGCAUGCGAAUUCCCCGUCAACAUUCGACACAUGCAGAGCGUACUGUUUGUUUUGAUGAACAACUGACACUAUCUGGUGAAAUGGUAUAGUAUAUUAAUAAUUAACCGAGAUGGAUAACAUGUAAUGUAGAAAAGGAGGUAAAUGGUUGAGAUGAAAAAAGUACAGAACAACCCUGUCGCGGAUUCUACCGCAGAGCCCAGUGAAUCGGUGAAAAAACUGUACAAGUGAGUCGUGUUACUUCUGAUUAUCAUUAGAUUAAAAUAUCAUACUGUACUUUAACCUGUAACAUUGCACAACCUAAUACCAAAGCCUUAUCUGGGGAAUGGUGGUCCGGGGAUCCCCCCCACCCCUUGACAUUUUCUCCAAAUUAUUGUUUAUUAUUUUCUAGAUAUUAAAUGCUAAUUAGGUUUGUUACAAAAAAAAUAUAUAAUUUAAUUUAACCUAAAAAUAAUUCUAAAAUCUAUAUAAGAUCAGUUUUGGGUUGAAGUCUUAAUCAUGGUAUAGAAAAAAAAAAUGUGAGUAGGUACUAGAUACCCACAAAACCACCGUGUUUGUGUUCAUUGUGUUUUUACUUCUAAUUCAAAUAGAUUUUAGCUAUUCAAUCAACCAUUGAUUUAUUUCCAUAAUUUUACAGUUUAAUUUGUAUUUUAUUUUAUUUUCCUAGAUUAAUAAUGGUUACUAUAUUUACAAUAACACUUAAAAAAUAAUAUAAUAAUAAUUGCUAGGUAUUAUUCAUCUUAAACUGAAAUAAAAUCAAUAUGAGACUAAACACCUCUACACAUAACUAUUUGCAUAAUACACUCACAAAUAAUAACAUGAUUUUGUUAAAAUAUAAUGUAAACAAAGGUACAAAAAAUAUUUACAGGAGUAUCACUGAAGUUUCUCAUUUUUUGGAUGAUCAACGUGGCAGAUCAUUAUCAUGCAAAGAUUUGUUUACCAUUUCUGUUGAUACACAAAGAAUAAAAUUAAAAAAUUACUGUGAAAGAAUGAUGCUUGCUGAUCCAUUAUGCUAUGGACGAAAGGCUGAAGACAUCAUGUGGCGUAAAACUUAUCACGAUGUUUAUUCUACUGCUAAAAUUUUACGCAAAGUAAACAAAUAGUAAAUUUACUAAUUUAUUACUCAAUUAAUUACUAUGACUAUGACUAUGAAAAAGCUUUUCAUUUAUAAUAAUUGUAGUUAAUACAUAUUUUAAUAUUGUAGAAACUGUCAUGAACAAUUUUCUGGUCUUUAGAUAUACAAAUUUGUGAAUGUAUAUUAUAGAAUAAUGCAACAAUAAAUCAUAUAAAAUCGAAAAUGAUUUUGAAAAGUUUGCUUAAACAUUUUUUAGUUAACAUAAAUAGAAUUCUUAACUACAUUAAUUUGUGUGGGUUGAAUAACAGAAAAUCUGAUGGAUGGUACUUUGAGGAGGUUAUUUUUUUGAUUUUCUCACCUGUUUUCAUAAUAAAUGGAAAAAAAAAAUGAAAAUAGGUAUAAUAUUAAACAAAUAUUAUUAAAGAAAAUAUAUAAUUUGUAAUGGUUAUAGAUUUGUAAUUUUUUUACUAUAAUCAUAUAUAUAUAUAUUAAUAAAGUUAUUAUUAUCAAAAUUAUUAAAUUGGUUAAUACUCGUAAAUAAAUAUAGUAAAAGAAUAUAUAAAUAAAAAAAUGUAUAUGUAAAAAUAAAUAAAUUAAUAAAUUUGUAAUCACGUUUUAAAUUUUGACUGUGAUACACCUGAUAAUAAAUUUUUAAUUCAAAACUGGUCAUGUAAUACACUUAUUAUAAUACUCCAGGCGACGCAUUUAUUAAUUUAUUUAUUUAUAUAUAUAUAUAUAUAUAUAUGUAUGUAUAUUUUUACUAUAAUCAUAUACAUUUUUAUCAAAGUAACACUAGUAAUCAAACUAUUCAUUAAAUUAUAAGAUUCUAGAUUACUUUUCACUGAAUUCUUUAUUUGGUACAAUAUUCUUGUGAAUUCUUAUAUUAUAAUAAUGUUUAUUAUUAUUGGUAAAAGAUAACCUUGGGCUUCCACACAGAGUUCCUCAGUGAGGCCCAUUAACCAUUUAGUAGUAUUAAAAUAAACAAAAAAUUGUUCGGUUUUCCACAUUAUUAUGAACAAUUCUACAAAAAUCAAAAAAUAACCUCCUAAUGCACUAACUAGACACAAUUUGUUUAAAAACAAAAAGUAUAAAAUAAAAAAGCAUAUAUGAUAAAACUAAGAAAUUCAGUGCUUUAUUCAUGAUAUAAAAUAACUUUUUCAUUUUUGAGAAAGGUAAUAAGUCUUGUAUAUUAUGAUAUGCAAUAUAGUUAUUUAAAAUACUGUUAUUGUUAAUUUAUAAAAAUAAACCAUUCUAUUUAAUUAAUUCAAAACAAAAUAUUAAUAAUUUAACUGUUUAUUAUUUUGUGUAAUGUAAAUGUUAUUAAAAAAAUUAUUUUAGAGUAAUGAUUGGAAUCAUAUGGAAUUAGCAUUGUUAGAAAAUCAUUUUCAAUCAGGCAUUGGCUGUUAUUAUCACUUACUAUUUAAAUUUCAAGCAGAAAUUAAAUUUAAUAAACUUGAACUGUUUGACUUUUAUCUGUUAACCACCGAGGAUACAGAUAAUAAUGUAAAAAAGGAUCAUAUAACAUUAUUAAAUAAAAAUGAUAUUGGUAUGUAGUAUUUUUGUCAUAUUUUAUUUAUGCACACGCCAAUCCUAAUUAUAAAUGCAUUAAACUAAACUCGUUUGGAUUUGUAUGUUUAAUUUCAGUUACUAAAGAAGAAGCUGGCAUGAACCAAAUAAUAUAUCGCUGUUUAAUAUGUUUGGGUGAUCUAUCACGUUAUAUGUAUGAGCUCAACAAAUUAGAUUUAUACUAUUCAACAGCUUGUCGUUAUUAUAAACAAGCAUUAAACUAUAAACCAGAUAAUGGACUUCCUCAUAAUCAAAUUGGACGAUUAGCGUUAUCAAAAAAUAAACAUUUGGAUGCUGUUUACCGUUAUGUUCGAUGGUAACCUAUAAAUAAUAAUAUAAUAACUAUGAUUCUAUUAAUUUAUUUUAAACAUUUUUAGUGUUUUUAGUUUGGAACCAUUUGAAGGAGGAGAAAAAAACUUAAUAUUAGCCCUGCAAGAAAAAUGUAAAUCUGUAUUUUUGGAAAAACUUUUUUUUAUUUUGGAUGUGUGGUUCACUGGAAAAGAAAAUAAUACACAAGAAUUAGAUAAAGUACAUUUAUAUUGAAUUAAUGUAGUAUAUUAAUCCAAUCAUUUAAAUAUUACAUUACAGAUAUAUUCUACAAUUAUUAGUAUGCUGCAUAAUUCUGAUGAUUCAAAGAAUAAAAAUAAUUCAGUUGACAAUAAAAUUGAAACCAAUAAAGAAGAUAAUAUUACAACAUCUCCAGUUACAGAGGAUAUAAAAGUGAUGCUGACUAAUGAAAAUUUGUUCAAAAUUGUUGUUACCAUAAUAGCUUGCUUAACUAAGCUACAUCAAGCUGGUAAUAUUACAAAUUACUAUAAAGUAAUACAUUUUUAUUGAGACUUACCAAAUCACUUAUUGUAGAUUCCAAAUAGGUCUUAUGAGCUACGUGGGUUUUUUAUAAUUUUAAUAUAUGUAUAGUAGAAAUAUUUACCAAAACCCAAUAUAAAUAACAAAAUUGAAUAUCGGCAUUUCAAAAAUUUGAAAACUUUAAUAAUUAUGAGUACACAAAUAUCAUAUUAUAUAACAUCAAAAAUAAAAUAAAUAAAUAUUAAAUGUAUGAAGAAAAAAAACUUGAAAGUAUAAAACUAAUUAGAGAAAAAACUAAUCAGUUGUGUAUAUUUACCACCAAUUUUGAUUUAAAAAUCAUCAACAUUUAUUGUCAUUUUUACAUAGAGAAUUAAUAUUAUAAAAUUAUUAGAUAUUAAGAUAUUGUAGAAAGAAAUAAGUGGAGAUUAUUGUUAUUUUUUAACUAUAAAAUGUCCUUUAGCAAAGACAGGUAUUUUUUUUUUUUAAAUAAUCUAAAUGUCACCGAAAAGGUUGACAAUAAAGUUAGGAAAUAAAGACAAUUUUUAGUACAGUAAGGAAUUUAUAUCAUUGCUGUUAUUAUUUCAAAAUAAUUGCUAGUAUUGUUAUUUUUUAUUUAAUUUUAUUUAUUUAUUUAACAUUAUAAAAUAAACAUAAUAUAGAUUAUUUCAAUUUUAAAAGUUAAAAUAUUAAUAUCUUCUUUAAGCAUCAACUUGUCGUGAAGACGUUGAGUUAUUAUAAAUAAGAUCAACAAUAAAUAUAUUAUAUACUAAAAAUGUUUAUUUCAUUUAAUGUUAUAAAGAAUAAUUAAAAAAAAAAAAGAGUUACAAAUAUUAAUGAUAGAUAAUGAAUAUUUAUAUUCAUAUUAUUCAAUAUUAUAUUUGCCAAAUUUGAGAUAUUGUCUUUUUUUUUGUUUUUUUUUUUUUUUUUUUUUUUUUUUUUAUCUAGAUGUAUAAAACAGUUACUUAAUUUUUAUUAGGCUUGGUGUGACCAUGUGGUAACAGUAUUCUGUCCUCGUAAGCAAAAAUGCCAUAAGUCCAAAAAAAUUAAAAAUUGACUUAUAUACAUCAACAAAAUUGUAAAAUUCAGACCUCUUAGGUUAACAUGCUAAUAUAAAAAGUUGGAUAAGUAUUUUAAAAUGUACCAUUCAUAUUUAUUUAUAUUCCAUUGCAUUUAUCUGGUAAUAUCACAUAUGAAAAUCCUAUCAUACUUUAAUAAUUAAAAUGUAAAACGUAUUAUAAAUUUUAGAAAAGCAAAUUAUAAAAACCCAUUUUUCUCAAAAUCGUUCUCUAGUGACUUACGGCGUUUUUACUUAUUAUAACAGUAUUGUAGUUGGGUUUGAAUAUCUACUAUUUUAAAACUAGGUUUUACAUUUCUAUAAUAUUUCAUAUUGUUGAUAAGAAUCCGCUGUUUAUUCUGGUGCAUAAAUAUUAAUAUUAUAUUAAUUUUUUGGCAAUAACUUUACUAUUAAAGUUUAGUUAGUACUUUGGUAGUGAAAAUUAUUUUGAUGAACAUGAAAAUUAAUUUUGAUUGUUUCGCUAGUUUUCAUAAAAAAUAAAUGAGUGCAUAAUAAAUUGCCUAACAGUUAUGUUUUAUAUGCAUAUCUUUUAUAACUACUACAAUAACAUUUAUUUGAAAAAUAAUUUAAUAUUUAUUCAAAAAUAAUAUUAAGUAGUAAAUGUUCUUGGUGUUACCAUAUGGUAACGAGGACUAAUUUAAAAAACUAGAUUAAAAAAAAUAUGUAUAGAUAAUUAAUGGAUUUAAUUUUUGAUGUUUGAUAUUCAGUUAUUAAUAUUUAAAAUAAUGUCGAAAUAAUUGUUUAUUACUUUAUUAGUUACCAAUUUCUCAUUUUGUAUUUAAAUAUUUUAAUUUAGGUAUAAUGAUAUUAAAUAAAUGAUGUUAAGUAUAAACAAUGUUUACGUAUUGUUUAAACAAUUAUGGGUUCUUCAUAUUUAACAAACAAAUUUAUAAUAUUUGCUAGGUCGAUUUUAUUUGGUAGUCUAAAAUAAAUAUAAAUAGUAGUGAUUAGUGAGUGAUGAUGUUGGUAAAAUCUGUCCUAAUGACUUAAAAAAAUGUAUUUUUAUUUAUAUUUUAAUGGUUCUCCUUGUAGAAGGAAGGGGUUCUAUCAAAAUGUUAAAAAGGUAAAAAAAUAUAAUACUUAUCAAUAAUAUUAAUAAUUAAUUAAAUACAAUUUUAGUACGUAAUAAUAAUAUUAAUAGGUAUAAUUAUUUGUCUUAAUUUUGGGCUUAGAAGUAGUAAAAAUGGCAAUGACAAGUGACCAAAAAUCAAUGUAAACAUCGUAUAAUAAUUAUAAUUAAAAUUAAAAAAUUAAAUCAUAAUAAAAAAAUGUAUAUUUUUCUACUCUAUUAUACUGUUUGCAUUGCCAACAUAGUGUAAUUGUUAAGUUGUUAAUUUUGUACAAAAGAACGGUGACUUUGAUAAGGACAUGAAACAUAAGAUUAAGUGUAUUUGGAUAAAAUGGAGAAAAGUGUCUGGUGUUUCAUGUGAUAAGAUUAUUAUAAUGAGACUUGAAGGGGUAAAUAUUACAAAAGUGUGGCAAGAAUAACUAUAUUGUAUGGUUCAGAGUGUAGAGUAACAGACAGAAACAUAGAAAGAUUGAAUGCAUCAAUGAUGAAAAUUCUUAGGUGUAUGAGUAAAGUGAUAAAAGAAAAUAGGAUAAGGAAUGAGUACAUAUGAGAUAGUUUAGGUGUGACUUUGAUAGUACAACAAAUUAGAGUAAAUAGACUAAAAUGGUUUGGGCAUGCCAUGAAGAGAAAGAAAUCAGAAGCAGUAAGAAUGGUAAUGAAAAUAAAUGUAAAAAGAAAAAGAGUUAGAGAUCGAAACAGAAGCGGUUUGAAGCAAUUUAAAAUGAUAUAAAGCCAAUGAGUGUAUGUGAGGUGAGCGUUGUUUCAGUUAAGUAGAAGUUUAGGAAGAGUGUGGCUGACCUCAAAUAGUUAGGGUGAAGAAAAAGAAGAUUUAUAAUUUAAUAAGUAAAUUUUUAUAUGACUUAUAAAAUAGACAAAAUAAUUUAUUAAACAAAAUGGAUUUAUUUGUAUAUCAACUGUAUUUUUCCAGAUACUAAGAAUAUCCCAAAAGCAGAAUUAUUUCUUUUAACAUUUAUGGAGUAUUUUAUUGGUCAAAGUGUAACUUACUGUGUAAACAAAUUGCCACAGUUGGUUAACCCAAACAUAGAUCAUGUAAAACUAACCCGUCAACGUCGCAGACGCGGUUUUAGAAAACAUUCUUCUCCAGAUUCUCAAGAAUGGAGUGAAGGAGGUUGGUAUUUAACAAUUUAAACACUAUCAAAACUUUUAAAAAAUAAUAUCUACAAUGCAAUUUAUUUAAAAAAUAUGUUAUUUUUAAAAUUACCAAAAAAUUGUUAGUAAUAAAUAUUAAAUAUAAUAUAUAAAAUUCACCUAAAAAAGAACACGUGAGCAGCUGAGCUCCAACUGAAAAUUUUUCCCCCAGUUGUCUUUUUUGCAUUACUUAAUUUGUGCAAUUUAUAGUUGUAUUGAAAAUCAAAUAUUUUCUUUACAAACAUGAUUUUAUUUCAGAAUAAAAAUGCCAGGGGGCAGGACUUUGGUGUUUAACAUUUUUACAAUUUAUUUAACAUCAAAAAAUUUAAAUAGUAAAAACAAAACUAUUAAAAUGUUUAAUAUUCGUAAACAAAUACAGUAAAUAAAUAAAUGAAUGAAUGCGUUGAAUUAUGAUAAGUGUAUUAUACGAAAUGUGUUUUGACUUAAAAAUUCAUCAUCGGGUAUAUUACAGUCAAAAUUUAAAAUAAGACUGAAUAUAAAAAAUUAAAUGAAGGAAUACAUGUAACAAAUUAUACAAAUUGGUCACUUUACAUAGAAAUAAUUUAUUAUUAAAAUUAUUUUUCUUUGUUUAAUUGUACAUAUGUAAUAGUUCAAAAACUGAAUUAAUGUAAAUGUUAUUUUGAGUAUUUAAUAUCUCUGAGUCUGUAUUAAUCUAAGAGAUUAUUUAAAAUGGGUUAUUAUUAGACAUAAAUAUGUUCAGAAACAUUAAUUAUUUGGUUAUUAUUUAUUAUCUAAAAUGUAUUGAUAUAAGAUAUUAUUUUUAAAAUCGGUUUGAACAUUUAAAAUAUUAAAAUUAUUUUUCUUUAUCUCAUUGUAUAUAUGUUAUGGUUCUAAAACUGAAUUAAUGUAAUUCUUAUUUUAGGUAUUUAAUAUCUCUAAUUCUGUAUUAACAUCAAAGCCUAUAUUAUGGUUAUUUUCUAAAAUAUGUUUAGUGAAUUUUGAAUUAGGGGUAGUCUUUUAAUUUUCUAAACAUGUUUUAGAAAAUAACCAUAAUAUAGGCCUUGUUAUAAAUACAGACUUGGAUAUAUUAAAUACCCAAAAUAACAUUUACAUAAAUUUAGUUUUAGAACCAUGACAUAUAUACAAUGAAAUAAAGAAAAAUAAUUUGAAUAAUAAAUUAUUUCUAUGUGAAACAACCAAUUUGUAGAAUUUUUUUCUUUGUAUUCCUUCAUUUAAUUUUUAUAUUCAGUCGUGUUUUAAAUUUUGACUGAUAUACCUGAUGAUGAAUUUUUACUUCGAAAAAUGUUGUAUAAUACACUUAUAAUAAUACUCCUGGCAAUGCAUUCAUUAAUUUAUUUACUUCUUAUUUUUAUACAUAUUUAUUUAUUAUAUUUAAAAAAUAUAAUGUUUAUACCUACUCCAUGUAAGCAAUACUUGUAGUGGGAGUAGGGAGCCUUACUUUACUUUAAAAAUAAAAAUAAUAUUAAUAGUACAUAUGUAAAUAACACAAUAAUAAUUAAUAUAAUAUAAUAUUAAAAAAUAACAUAAUUAUCUUUUUUGAUCUAUUAGAAAGAUUAAAUUCGAAAAUAUUUAGAAAUAUAUUUUAUCUUAUGAUUUUUUUUAAGCUUACAUAAUAAUAGUUCAUGGAAAAUUAAAUCAAAUGCCUUAGCAAUAUCUAAGAAAAUAUCUACACAUUUUUUACUGUUAUCAAAUGAAUGAUAAAUUAAGUUUGCACACCGCGCAAUUGUAUCCUUACUACCAGUAUGCUCACGAAAUCCAAAUUGCAUAUUGUUUACGGCACUUUUAUUUAUAAUAAAUUUAUUUAGUAAUGAAUUUUGCCAGUUUUUCGAUUACUUUUGAUAUUGCAGAAAUCAAAAAAAUUGGACUGUAGUUUGUUUCCUUGGAUCACCUAUUUUUAAAUUGGGGAAAUUAUUGUUUUUUAUAUAUAUUAAGGAAAAUACCAUUUUUAAACUUAUAUUAACUAAAUAUAAGUCACUGGUUUUAUUAUAACUCUGUUAUUUGUAAUAAUAAAUUGGAUGAAAUAUUAUCAAAUCCUUGAUGUACCUUUUCUUAAUAUUUUUAUUAAAUUUAUUCCUUCAUAUUCAGUUAAAUAUUUGUAUAAUUGCUAAAUAAUUAUAAAUUAUAUAUAUUAUAUUGACUGUAAUGGAUUUUGGAUUUUAAUGCAGUUCCCUUUUCCGACUCCCGCAACACCCCUGGGAGCUGCGACACUCAAUUGAAUACCUCUGCCCUAACUUCAUUUAGGAAGAAGAUCUAUAGGAAUAUCCAAAGCCUAAAAAACAUCCACAACAACUUGUAUUAAAAUUUAACCUAAGAUUAUUUUUGAUGCACCAGAAUUACUAUAAUUCCCUAGUUAACUCAGUAACUCUGAAAAAAUUUUUAAAAAAUUGAGUAACAUAUUUGUUUUUUUAUUUAUGGCCAAUUUCAAUUUUAAAAAUUAUAUUCCUUGUAUUCCUUGAUUUAUUGUUAUUGUAAACACAAUUUCUUUAAUUCAAAUUUGUAAUAUUUUAUUAAAAAUACUAUAAUGAUUAUAAAUAAUAAUUAGAUGAAGCUGAAAGUGUUAUUAUAAGUCCUGAUGAUGAAUCUGAUGAUGAUGGAAGUGAAGAAGAAAUGUUAAUAUUUGAUAUAAAAGGACCUAAUGAUAACAAAUCAAAAGAUGGUAUAUAAUUCAAAUACUUGUACAACUGUAUACCUAGGUACUAAGUUUAUUAAUAAUACAUUUUUUUCAGAAUCAGACGGGUCAAACGAUAGUGGUACAUCUUCUUUUGGUUCUGAAAAUAAAAGACCUAAAUCUCGUUUAUCAAACAUACCAUUUGUUGAAACCAUAAUGGUAAAACAUUUUGUUUGGUUUUGAAAUCCAAGAUUAAAAUUUAUUCUGUUUAUUAUUAUGUUUCAGAUAUAUAUUGAUUGGGUUAAACAGAAUAAAGAUUCAAUCAAUCCAGUAGAAUCAGUUGGAUUAUUUAACAAUGUUGUUAUAUUGUUAAAUUAUUUAUCACAAGCUAAUAUUGAAGAUAAACUUUUAGGAUUAUCCACAAACCGUGUAAUACUACCAGAAGAAAUACAUUUGCGUGGGAUGACGAUUUUUCCUGAAUCUAAAAAUGUUUGUAAAGAUUUGGAAGUAAAUACUUCUAUUAGAAAUGAGGUAAAAAUUAUUUUUUAAAUUAUCAUUUGAUAAUUAAAUACAAUUAUUGAUUUUAUAAAGUAAAUUACUGUAUUUAAAUAAUAAAUAAAUACAUAAUAUUUUGUCUGCGAGUUUAAAUUGGUUAUAUGUUUUUAUUUUAAGCUAAUAACAUGGGACUAGAUUAAGUUAUGCUAACGUUUAAUAUACUAUUGAUAGAUUUUUUUUGCAUAACUAUUAUUAAUUACCUAUUAAUGUAUUAUACUAUGCAGUAACUAAUAAUGUAGUAUACAUUAAAAAGUCAAUUAUUAUUAUGUAGUUUAAUGUAAAUGAAACACCGUAUUAAAAUCAAGAAUAAUUUUUUCAUUGUAAAAAUUCAUUCUAAAUUAAUAUCUUUUGAGAAUCCCUGUUAUAUUUAAUUUUUUUGGUAUAAUAUACUUAUUAGGAAUAAAUGUAUGAUUUGGCACAUAUCAAAAUCUAAUCCAAGUGUACAUAUCACUGUAAAUAGAAUGUAUAGCUUUUGACUUAACAAAAAUAUAAGAAAAAUAUAUUCCUAAUAUUACUCUGUGUUUGAAUAAUAAUUUUUAAUAUGAUAUAAUAAUCUGUAUGAAAACAUUUUAUACUUUUUUUCUACCUACUUAAAAUUUUUGUUAAACCGACUUGCAUUAUAUUUAUUCUAUUAUUAUAAUUAUUAUUAGUUUUUACAUUUAAAGGUUAUUUUUUUUAUUAUUUUAUAGGAUAUGGUUCGUCUAGCAUACAUAUUGCACACUGCCCAAGAAAUUGCCUCUAAUAGCUCAUUGUUCACUUAUGAUAAAAUCAAAAAAUGGUUUUCAAUUAGUAAUACUUCAAAACAAGUAAGUUCCAAAAUAAUAAAUAGUCAUCCGAUUAUAUAGGUUACUAAUUAAAUUAUUUGUUAAUCCCAAGCUGCCAUACAGUUGAAAUAAUAUGUAAAUGUAAGAUAUAAAUAAUACUAGUUUUUUUUUAAUUGUUUGUCAAAAUUAUAUACAGUUAUAAAAAUAUUAUGAAGAAAAAAAUAACUCAAGCAUUUAUGAGAAUUAUUCGAAAAAAUUUGCUCAUUGACUUUCGAUACACAAGGUGUCGUUUGUACACAACACCUAAACUUUUCGGUUAGUUAACAGCAUAAUAGUGUAGAAUAUUAUUAAUUAUUAUAAUUUAACCGUGAAACCAUAAAUUCAUAGGUCUCAUCGUCACAAUCCACAUUAACAUCUUCAUAAAGUCUACUAAAAACCAUAAUUAUAAUUUUGUAAAUUUGUAUAUCACAGUGCAUGACUUUUUGACACAGAAAUGGUUAUUUAUGUAAUUGGUCUAGUUAAUUUGAACUACUUUUAAAAAUUGUUUAUGCAACCUUAAUUUCUAGAUUUGGGUUACAAAAACAAUUUGUUAAAAAAAAAAAAACUGAUUUUACAAAGUAAAAACACAGACAUUAAAUUAAUCAACAUCACUAUAUAGUGGUAAUAAAAGUGUGUGUGAAAAGUUAAAUUAACCAUGUACACACGGCUGGAAAGCGUAUCCACUGUUCCAAGCAUAUCUGCGAUUCAGAGGAGGGCAGAAGGAGAGGAAACGUGUCCACCUUUCUUCGGACUUUUUCGGAUCUAUACAGUUUAUGAAAAAGAGUAGCAAAGGGAUUUUGUUCAGGGAUUUUUUUUUUCUGUUCGCUUCCCUUCCUACCCUCUGAGAAAUACCGACAUUAACUGCGACAAACGAAAGCUCGAGAUUGGAAUAGCAAAGUCUGUCUUUUGUAAAUAUUCAUGAGACUGUGUAUAGAAGAUGAAAAAAAAAAUUAUACAUAUAUAUAUAUAUAUAUGUAUAUGUAUAUAAAAAAAAAAACAAGAAAACAAACCUGCCCCCUUUUCACAGGGUAUAUUGAGUAAAAAUCCACCCCUAACCGUUAUGCAGCGACACAAUAAAGCAGUUCGAAGAUGUUGAAAGCGGAUCUCGCCAAUAACGAUUCCGACGGCGUAUAUAGUCGCGGGUUUAUAUUCUAAAUCCCCUAUAUACUUACUUUCUCUCCUUUCUUCUCUCCUCUCUCGUGCUCCCGCGUUCGGUUUCCCUUAUCCCUCCUUUCGUUCUUUCUUUCCCUUUUUCUCUACACGAUCUUUGUGCCACGCGGCUACAAAGUGAUCCGGAAGAGACGUGUCACCCUCGCGGCGGCCAGAGGAGCCGUCAAAGUUUUUAUGACCGUCGACCCGCACGCCCCCUCCCCCCACCACUUCCCCUAUAUACACGGUUGGCUUGUCGUGAGGACACACGACUGCGUAUAAGUAAUAGCCGCCGUCGUACGAAGCCCUCAUUUCUACUACUCCUUGCCCCCCCUCCCCUAUCACAAAUAUUUCUGCUCCUUACGCGCGUUUUACGGGUUUAUUUAUCGCGUCCUUCUAAAACUCUUAUUAACAUUGUCUCGCGCACCAAACGGCCCGGCCCGCCGCGGCCGGGUUGUUAAAUCUUUUCAUUAUUUGAACUUCUCUCUCUCUCUCUCUCUCUCUCUCUGUUUCAGCCUUUCGCGUGCCGUUCUUUUUGUGCGAUCGGAAUUAAUUGCGCGGAGACGCGUUCAAAACCCAAACUUACAUUUUGAUCGCUGAUCGUACAUACUCGGUCAGUCGAUUAACCGCGUUAUAAUUAUUAUUAUUAUUAUAUUUUUUUAACCAAAUCACGCUAAUAAAUCGUUAAAACGUUAACAAUCUAUCGCGCGCAUUUGAGAGCGACCGCAUUUUCGACCUUUGUGCCGCUGUAAAUCUAUUUAUCAUUUAAGGAAAUAAACGGCGAUUUCAAUUUCGCAGAGCGUCUGAACCCCCUCUCAGCCUCCCCAAGACAAAAUCUAAUAAUUGAAUAUUAUGUACGAAUUAAAAAAAUCAAUCUGUCUCAGCAUAACGGGUGCAGCCACUGUUGUAGGUAAUUUAAUGUAUAUAUAUCUUUAAGCAACGAUUAACCAUUGCCAACGAAAAAAACGAUUCUGAGCGGAGUUCGGUUGACGGUGUUGCUUUUUCAACAUUAUACAUGCCAUAUUAAUUAAUAUGUAUUUUCUUUAAUAAUGUUUUUUAAAUAUUUUCCCGGUUUUCCUAUGUCUUUCCCAUUUAUUGGGGAAACUCGUGGUGAAUUCGAAAAAUUACCUACCCAAAGCACCACCCCAGUCUGAUUUCCUUUCCGAAAAAGUGCUACACUUGUAAAUCGGAGCAAGACUUCUGAUAGUAAAAUUGUUCACAGGUCAUAUUGUACGACAUUAUUUGUAAAACCGAUACAUAUUACUCGCUCCGUUCAGAAUCUGCGUAAAAGUAAAUACCCGCGGAUUUCGAUAAAAUAAUAUUCUCAAGCGACUAUUGUUAUUGUACGCUGCGUGUGUAUCACGUGUCAGGUACGUCGAACGCGAAUAAAUCCUUGUUAGAAAAAAACUAACGAUAAUAAAUCGGAAAAACGUACGCCACCGCGUUUUUAUGUAACGUGUCAACGCGUUUACGACGAAAACGUCCGGUAAACGGAACGCGAAACAUGAUAAUAGCACCGUGUGUUGUGUUGCGUUUGUUUAUUCGUCGCCUGUUGUACGUUUCGACGGAAUUUACCCCCGGCCGGACCCCGCGGGGCGCGUAAAAGAAUCGCGAGAAUUCCGCGCGUCUCCGUUUAGCGUGUGCCGGUAUAAUGGUUCCGGGAUGGGCGGCGGCGGGACGAUGCGUAUUACCGCAGCGAGCGCGCAAAAGCGUUCCCAUCCCCGUCCGUCCGUCCGACCGUUUUGCGGGCGUGUAACCGCCGCCGCGGCGGACGGACGGGUCGCGGGCGGUAGGAGAAAUUUAUAACCGUAAAGCUUUGAGGUUAGGGGUCGCGAGGGAGCGCGCAGCCCUUACGCCGAGCGUUUAACCGUAUUCCAUUAUCGUCGCACGGUCUGCCGGUUUUAUGACUGUAUUCGAGGGACGAUAAAAGAUUCCAGACGUAUUAAAUACGGUCGACAAAACGGAAACCGGCGGUGGCGGGAGGACGUGUACACGAACUCGAAUCGCAGACUACGGUUUUAUCGUCUUCACUCCCCGCGCGCGCGCCCCUGCGGUUUUCGGCGCGCGCGGGCCGCGGGGAAUCGUAAUUUCAGAACGUCGUUUUAACCGUUGAAAGCAAAUAAACCGAACGUCGUCAUAAGACCUUUUGCGUUUUAUCACGUAUACGUAUAAUACUGCCGUCCCUCGUAUACCUAUUAGAUUCCGGACGACGACGCGUACUGUGGGCGGGGGGGGGGGGAAUGUCCUCGUUUCGGAACGGACAACGCGUGUAUUUGUAUUUGUUUUCGACGGUACGGGCCGAGCCCAAUUUGUUGCGCACGGCCGGAUUAAGCCCGACCAUAGCCCCCUGUAGACACGUAUCUGUUAAUAUUUCCAUAUCGUUUUCCGCUGUUAAGCCGUCUAAACGAUACGCCUAUACAUCCGCGACCGAUACUUCAGCUGUAAAAUUAUUUUAUAACUUGUAAGUGAUACAAAAUUUAAAAUUCAAAACUAUUAUAUCGUGUUACUUAAUCCAUUUCAACAUGCGUGAUUUCGGUAUGCUAUUUAUAAUAAUAAAAUAGCCCCGCGGUUACUCGGAAUCCAACAGGAUAUUAUGAUUAAAAAAUUACGCCUAUGCAGACGUGUGUAGCCGCUAAUGUUGAACGUUAGACGGCGACGUCGACUUUUCGUCCAACAAAACCGAUUUCGUGCUGUCGUUUUUUUUUAUGUCGGACGCCCGAACCUUAAGAGGACGGUUAUACCCGCAACCGCUGUCUCGGUCCAACCAACAUUCAUAGGCAGUGCUUACGCAAAACAAGUAAAACCGGUUUAAUUUUGAUUUUAGAGUAAAAGUACCUAUUAUGAAAUUUAUAGAGAACAGAAUUUUGGAGGGAACGUCAUAGGGUUUUUGUAUUAUUCAAUAUAUACAGCUCGAUAUGAAAGAUACAAAAACCUUUAUUUAUUUCUUUUUUUUUUUUUUUUUUUUUCGAAUAACUACAUUUUUUAAUAGUUCAUAAUUCAAAAAAACGCCGAUGACAUUCCCUCCAAAAUACUGUUCUCUAUACAUUUCAUAACAGAUACAUUUACUCUAGAAUCAGAAUUAAGCAGCUAGUUUUACUUAUUCUGCGUAAGUAUUGUUUUUGUAUGUUACCCGGUAGUUGGACCCAGACAAUAGAUGCGGGUAUAACGUCAUCUUAAAGACCAAGAACUACGUCUGUGUUUGCGCGCAAUGAAUGGCGUAGCUGGCGGACAUAAUAUCUCUUCGAGAUACUAACACGGUUUUAAAUUUUUUUUUUUUUUUUUUCGUCCAAACGUUUAUAUUACUUGAUCCGGCCUGCCCGGAAAAUAUGUCCAGCUGUUCUUUCUGUUUGCACGCCGGUUUUUUUCCCCGGUAUUUUAAUCCCGGGUAAAAAUUAAAAUAUAGAAAAAACCGACGUUUAAAAACGCAGACGAUGUUCUUGCCUUUAAGUUUGACGAUGAUUCGCUAUAAUUUUAAAACUAACUUCGUAAAACCGGUUCCACUGAACGUAAAGAGGACAUAAUCCAGUUUCGACAUUGGCCUUAACAAAUAUUCAAACAAUACUUUUGCCGGAUCGGGAUUGUUUUUUUUUUUCUUAUCAAUCGUUUUUAAAAGUCUCCACCUACUGCAGAAUUAGACGAACCGCGUCUCUCGUGAUAAACGGCGGAAAUUAACAUUUUUAAAUUCGAAUUUAACAAUUGCAUACGAGUUUUUUUAUUGGAGGGGGGGGGGUAAAUUAACUUUUCUGUGAAAUAUAUAAUGAUUUAGUAUAAUGUUCUAUAGCCUAAUGUGAAUUGUAUUAUUAUUAUUAUUUUUUUAUUUUUUCAUAGACCGAUGAAAAAUCGCUUAAGGAUGAAAAACGAGACAAGCAACACGUUAUGGGUCAAUUGUGGCUCCGUUCGGAAGUGGACAAUUUGGAGUAUAAAAUGAAAUACUCUUCGAAGAAACAGAAAUUGCCCACUUGCAUUGUAGUUGACACGGACGCGAUGAUUAAUUAUUCUUUGCUGGUCAAGAAACUCGUCAGCAGCGCCAAGUUCAUUGUAGUGGUUCCUGCGAUCGGUACAUUUUACAAUAAUCGAUUGAUAUUAUAAUUGUUAGCCGAAUCAAACAGAUGGUUAAAGUAUUUCGACGGGUUUUGUUCUUUCAGUUAUAUCUGCCCUGGACGAACAAAAGAAACUGAGCAAGGAGGUCAGACUGACCAUACGUUGGUUAGAGUUUCAGUUACAAAGAGGAAAUUGUAAUUUAAAAUCCCAAGGCAUUCAAGAAUCGAGGCCUAUCAAAAUGGAUUAUAUACCGAAAUUCAACAAAGAAAUUUUGUAAGUAUCAUUUUCAUAUUGAUAAAAAAAAAAUAGUCUAAUUAAAUUCGUAAAUUACGUUUUUUGUUUAUGUUUUUUGCGCAUUUAGUCAUUUCAAACACAUAUUGGAAUGUUGUAACUAUUUUUCCGACGAAUACGGUGAAAAUUCCGGACUCGUAACGCUCAUAACGGGCUCGGAUAAUCUAUUGGAUUCCGCGGACCUUAUGCAAAUGGCUAAAUCAAUUAGUGAGUAAUAUUUCUAUUCUUUUUUUUCAUGAAAAAAUGAACACGUUCAAUUUUCGUUACAUUUGAUAACAAUAUGUAUUAUUUAUAUUAUUAUUAUAAAUGUAUUAAAUUAUAUUUGUUUUUUUUUUUUUUUUUUCAGAGAUUAAUGUUGAACACAUUAAGACUUUCCAGUUGCAAUUCAAAAUGACAAUGGCAAACGGAUGAUUUGUGGAUCUCGCGGUUUAUAAUAUUGAUCGUUUAUUGUAUUAUUCACUCGACGGCUGCCCGGUAUUAUAUAUCAAAGACGAGAAAUCAAUAACAUCGUCAUACACAUGUGCCGCGUGUGCCGUUUCGAAUACGACGUGGUACCACCAGAUUGUCGGCGAAAACUAAAUCUAUCGUUGUCAUCUGCCCUACACCCCCCCUCCCCAUCUUUUUUUUUUAAUUCUACGUCUAUUAUGAUUAUAUUAAAAAAUCGAGAUUAAAUCCAAUAAAAAAAAAAAAUCCCCUCGAGAGUAUUAAGUAUUAUUAUAUUGAUACUCUUUAAACGUUUAUCGACCGCUACUCUUAAAAAAACAAAAAUUUAAGGGUCUCCGACGAGGAAUAUAAAAAAAUAACAUUACGCGAUCGUUGUUAUACGACGACGACCGUUUUUGCGAAUGACGACAAUAAUAACAAGAAUCCAGUCUAUCGUGUGUUGUGACGCGCGAAAUUCGCGUCUUUUAACUUUUUUUUUUUUUUUUUU